Molecule: messenger RNA, 3212 nt
Organism: Ectocarpus siliculosus
Lineage: Eukaryota; Phaeophyceae; Ectocarpales; Ectocarpaceae
Source: the annotation of a GenBank genome assembly
AUGGCUGGUAAGCCUUGCCACUAUGAGGUGCUGGGGCUAGAGCGGAGCGCCAGCUCAGGGGAGGUGAAGAAAGCCUACCGGAAGAAGGCCUUGUACUGGCACCCGGAUAAGAACCCCAACAACAGAGACCAGGCUACGGAGAUGUUCCGGCUCGUUUCGGAGGCGUACGAGGUCCUGGGAGACCCAGAGAAGAAGAGGUUCUACGACACGUACGGGCACGAAGGCGUUGCUAGCGCCGAACAGCAGCAAUCGGCGGAAGGGGCCGGAGCCUCCGGCGCUCAAUGGUACAACCAGCACAACGCCUUCCCGCACGGGAUGCGAGACCCCUUCGAGAUGUUCGAAUCCUUCUUCGGGAGAGCGGGGGCCAACAACGGCGGUGGAAUUGGAGGAGGCAUGUUCGGAAUGAUGGGCGCGGGUGGCUUCUUCGACCAGGACCCGUUCUUUGGCGGCGGCGGCGGCCGCGGGGCGGGUGGCAGCGGGGGCCGUAGCGGGGGUGGUUCGCGGCGCGGCGGCGGCGGCGGCGGUGGCGGAGGAUUCGCGCUGCAACAACCGGCAGGGAACCUCUUCCCCGGUCACGGCUUCAUGAUGGGCGGCGACGACUUCUUUGGCGGCGGCGGCGGCGGCGGCUUCGGCGGCGGCGGCUUCAGCAUGAGCAGCAUGAGCAGCAGCAACAUGGGCGGAGGGGUGUCCACCAGCACGUCGACGUCUAGGUCUACGACGAUCGGUGCCGACGGCGUCCGCCGCACCAAGUCCAGGACCGAGAAGACGGUGGUGCACCCGGACGGGACGAGAGAAACCAAGGCAAGAGGAUAAGAGCAUGAUGGUGGUGUGAUGAGUAGUGUUGUACGUCGGCGUUGUUGCUGUUGUUGUUAUUGGUGCUGGUGCUGGUGCUGGUGCUGGUGCUGGUGCUGGUGUGAUGUCUAGUGUUCGUUGUUGUGGUUGUUGGCGUCGUCGUUGCUGCCAUUGUUGUUGUUGUUGUUGUUGUUGGUGGAGGUGGUGGAGGUGGUGGUGGUGGUGGCGGCGGUGGUGGUGAUGCUGCUGCUGCUUCAGUGUAGGCACCACUCCCUCUGCAACGGAUUAUCCUGGCCAACUUUUGGACAGACCGAGUGUCACGGUCACAGCCACCUAGCUGUGGCCGGAGUAGACCAAAACCACAAACGACUUUUGAAGGCCCAUGAAUUUCAUCUCCGUGUGCNCCAGGCGCCUGUUUCCCCCCCCCCCGUUUUUGGCACCCCCUCCGUGGUGGGCCCCGAUACUUCCUCCGUUCACAUCGCUUGUCCCCCCUCCCUUUUGUGGCCUUGGGGUCCCUUCCUCUCGCCGUUUUGAUGCGUCCAGGUGGGGGAUUUAAUGGACGGUGUUCCGUUCCCCGUGUGGGGGUCAAUCGCAAACGGUUAGGUUUGAGAGAAAAGGGGAACGGGGGGGGGGGGGGGGGGCACGGGUACGCGGAUUGUGCGUGGUUGCUGUUUUCUUUUCGGGACCGUCGAAAACGUGUCUCAUAUGAGAUAAAGGAAGGCUGGUCCUCUCCUUUGUAGAGCCACUAUCACCUUCACCGGGUGCCUCUUUCGAAAGCACCUGUACGUCUGGAAAUCAGCGUCUGUAUGCGUAGCCCUUGUGUGUUCUUUUUCCUUGUGUGUGUGCGUGUGUGUGGGUCUUUGGGUGACUUUUUCCGACUUGCUUGGAUUCUCUACGGAUGAAUGCCAUUGCGAUAUGCUGUCCUCCUCUUUUUUUUUCAGGGGCGGGGUUGGGGUUGGGGGUGAUGAUCGGGCGGGUCGUUAGCGAUACACGAAUAACUUCGGCAGUGCAGAUCCUUCUCUGAUCAUUUUUUUUUCUUCUUUUUUUCUUCUUUUUUCGUGCUAAUUCCUCUUCCGAUUCGGACCACAAAGUAGCCGGCGGCGCUUGGCGCAUCAAUGUCCACAGUACUUGUGCUGUGAGUCGGGGUGGGUCUUCCGGCAAUCCUCGGCCGAACUGUCUGAAACGCUCGCGUGUGAGAGUGGGAUAAGGCAUGUAAGUGCCCACAGUUUUCCUAGUCACUGUUUUUCUGAUUGGCCGAAAUUCCUUGCAAAUCGCCAUGGCGGUGCCUUUUUUUGCUCCCUUGCCUUUGAGCUACGAUGUGUUUACCAGGUUGUUGCCCAUUCAUCCUUUCCUCUGCUUCUACGCAUGCGCCUACCGCGCGUGUGUGUUGCUAAAAAAAAAAUAACGUAGAGCGCAAGGUCGAUAAAUGAACGGGGGGUCCCGGGAAAUGAUCAGGAAAAUCUGGCGCGGCUUGUCGUGCCUAUAACGCGUAGACUGUUAAAAUGGUGGCGUCUUGCGCCGUUCAAGGGCCACAGGGACCGGGGGUAUUGUACAUGACGAUCUCUUGGUUUUCACGCUUCUGUGGGAGAAAUAGUCGAUUUCACCACUACAAUUUGUCAGAUCGGCUGUCCUAGUGUGGGGGUGUCUUGCGCUGUUCUUGCAAUGCGGGAGCGCCACGGGAAAGAGCGGGGUGUAUUGACGGUCUCCUGGUUUUUCGCGAUGCUGUAGGAGUAGUAGUAAUCGACUUCACUACUGUUGGUUGUCAAAUCGACUCACCGAGUGCGAAACACGCCGUUUGCCGCGCGUGUGUGUGUUAAUAAUAUGUAUGUGGGGGCGUUCUAUGCAUGCGUUCUUUGGUUGUCCUUUUGCCGGCCGUGUGCGCUGCUGUAUUCGGCGUAAACUAAACAACCACCAACAGAGAGACACGUCAGCCUCAGGGGGGGGCGCGCGGACGGGGUUGUACGUAGUAGGUGGUGAUGGUGUGUGUUGUGCCGAGUUGAGCAAUUAGAUUAAUCUCAUUUAUGGUGUCUAUUUCCGUGCAAGGGUAUACGUGUACGCCGCACGCCAUGCAUGUUGUGUUGUGUACGGUUGGCUGUCGAUAUCGGGUUACUAUAUACGAGUACAUUUUUUGGGAAUGUUUUUGGACGCGCACCGAAGCGGCGUCGCACUUACUUUUUUAUGUAACACGGGAAUUUUUUCUUCUUGUUUUUUCCUCCGCACUCCCUUUGCGGUGCUUGCGCCUUCAUUUCUUUUUUGUCGCGAGUACAGGGAUCGCAACCCUUACCUUCCCCUCAUUGCAAGUGUAGGAAGGCGGCUCUUUUUCUUCUUGUGUUGUUAUGGGCAACAGCUGGGGCUGUUGUUUGCUGGUGAACGAGCCCAUCAAAACAUAAGGGGGGGAAAUGCACGCCUGGCCAAGAGCA